This is a messenger RNA of Erythranthe guttata (spotted monkey flower), 1571 nucleotides long. The record is from RefSeq and is a predicted model, not a curated record. NCBI's taxonomy places the organism in Eukaryota, Viridiplantae, Streptophyta, Magnoliopsida, Lamiales, Phrymaceae.
AUUUGAGGGGACGAUAUUUAGAAACAUGCUAAAACUUUGUACUCGUUUCAUUUUAUUUAAUGUUCUAUAUUCAUAGAACCACAAACGUUUCUUGUUUAUUCAUGUACUGCAAAUAUUGCCUUCUCAGUUCUCGCUACAAAUAUUCAAGGUGUACUCGUAGCAUUAAGUUCAAAGUACGGCCGACUAAAGAGGCGCGCAGUCUCGAUUAAUUGAAUGUUGCGUUGGAUGUAUGCGUGAGAUACGAGGAGCCUUUAUUUUAGUGAGGAAUCAAACCGAAAUCCCUGGCCAGUUGGUUUAUAUAUAAAUUGACCGUCUUGAUUUCCUUUAAUUUCUCAUAUAUAUAUACUUUGUUCUUCUGUGAACACAGAAUCUCCUUUCCCCCAUUUGGAUAUGGAGAGUGUGCUCUCAACUGAUAGGUUUAGCGAUUUGCCGGACUCAGUCAUAACUCACAUCCUCUCUUUUCUCCGCACGAAGGUCUCCGUAAGAACCAGCAUUUUAGCUAGAAGAUGGAGGUAUCUCUGGUCUUAUGUCCCCACAUUAAAUUUCAAAUUCAGUGUAUAUGAAGUAACUCACUGUGUGAAUCAAGACACUCUCAAUAGGGUUAUGUUACAAUAUAAAGCGGAAAUCAUGAAUAGUUUUUCCCUAUAUUGUGAGUUUAACACCAGCGCCUAUCAACUCGAGACAUGGGUCAUCUUUGCCGUUAAGCGCCAUGUGCAAAAACUUAAUCGUAGUUUUAGUUUUGGAGUUGAUUUGCCUCCAUGCAUCUUCACAUGCAAAACCCUAGUUGAUUUGCGUGUCGAUUUUAAUGGAGUCACCCCCCCUACGAGUGGCCCCGUGUGCUUGCCUUGCCUUAAGAAGCUUCACCUAUGCUGCAGUAGUCAAUACGAGCCCGACGAGUACCUUCCCCACAUUCUUUCAGGCUGCCCAGUGCUUGAAGAGUUGACAAUUAAUAUAUUCACAGUAUUCGUUUCGUGCACUAUAUCUUCACCAAUAAUAAAGAGUCUCACGGUAGAUUUUGAUUAUAAGACCAGCUCCAAAUCUAAUUACAAUCAUGACUACAAGCUGGUGAUAAAUACUCCAGCGCUUACGUAUCUAAAUGUGGUUGAUUGGUCGUGUCAGAGUAUCAAAUCUGGUUCGCUAACCUCCUUAAUUGAAGCAGAUAUCGAACUUCAAAAUAGUGACGAGAUGCAUGAUCAUUUUCUUUACUCGCGAUCACUUGUGGAAUUUAUUGACAUGCUCCGCAAUGUCAAGCGCCUAAGAUUAAACUUACAAUGUUAUCCAGAGGUUCUGUCUUCAUCUCAUUGAGCGUUUUUUUUUCUUUUUUUUUUUUUUUUACUGUUAAUUAGCAAGUAAUCUUAUACUGUAUUUGAAUUUUUCUGCAGAUUAUUAGUUCAGUAUUCUCUGCAUCGAUGGCUAUAAGAUUUCGUAACUUGAUCAAACUCGAAUUGACUGGUCAUUCUUGGUUUCUCUCAAAAUUCCUUCAGAAUGCUGAUAAUCUCGAAAUCCUUAUUCUCAAGGAGGUUUGUUGAUCAAAUGAAGUUUUUAGCUUUCACUUUUAUAUCUUCUUUACU